AACGGUGAUGAUGACACCGACCCUCUGCACCUGUACAUGGCUCUUGCUACCCUGCUGCGUACUCAUCAGCCUAUCCACCGGCGAAUUGGAUUUCUAUCGAGAUGAAGUUCCUGAAAGUCCAGAAAAUAUCGCGUUGAUGGAAUAUCGCGCUCGCCAAUUGGUUGACUUACUCGAGGCACAGAAUCAUCGUCAACAGCAUCCUCGCAGAGCAUUCUUUUCCCCGUUAGUAGGAAACCAAGCUCACAAGAGGUAUCACUUGGACGCGCACCGUCAAAAGGAAAGGGAUCUUCUAAACGUUUUAACCGAUAAAGCGCUCCUAGCCGAAAUUCUCAGGCAAAAGAAGGCAAAAGAAUGGAAUUACAGACAAACGCGAUACAACGAGCCCAUCAACGAACUUCCGCAAGAAAGGGAACAUUAUCUACCGAUCGAUGAAUCGAGUCAGUUCGAGAAUCAAUUGGAAUUUCUCAAUUUUAAGUUGCCUUAUUUUUCACGGCACACCAACGACCAGGAUGCUAAUUACGAGGAUGAGAGCUAUAGAUACGAUCAAAAUGGACCAAUGAAACAAAUACCUUACGAUGAAAGGCAGUUUGAUAGGGGAAUGAAGGAAGAACCGUUGUCGAGCUUUCAUGGAAGUUACGGUGCGUCGUUCGAUGAACAGAUUGCGAAUGAUAGGAAAAUUCAGAAACCGCAGACGACUCUUCCAGAAUUUACUUAUCACUUCGAUGAUACGGGUCUAAACGAGAAACAUCCGUUCGCGGUGAAACCUAACAACCCCAAAUUUUAUCAAGACGGCCCUUUUUUUUUAGGCGAUAACGAUAAGUUGAACAUAGAAAAAACCUUCGGAAACAGAACGAAGUGGGAGGAAGAAAGUAAUGGAGCAGAAAAAUCGCAAGCAAUACACGAAGAACAUACGAGGAACAGAAAUUCGAAAUUCAAGGAUACAUCGAUGAUCACGUUAUCGGAGAUAGAGCAGCGGACAGGCUACAGUCCUUUGGUUGUACCCGUGAAUCGCGAUUUGAAUAACGAUAUAUAUUUUAUUGCUAUCGUUGCUGGUUGCAGUGCAGCGGCGAUGUUUGCUCUCGUAUUAAUUGCUUUAACAUGGUGCAGGUUGAAGCGGGGUGCUAAGGCAGCUGCUGAUAUAGAAUAUCCAGCUUAUGGAAUAACAGGUCCAAACAAAGAGAUAUCGCCUUCAGGAGACCAAAGACUUGCUCAGUCUGCUCAGAUGUACCACUUCCAACAUCAAAAGCAACAAAUCAUUGCUAUGGAAAAUCGUGUUUCUGCAACCAGAGAUCCGGGCUCUAUUUCUGAAGCCGAGAGCGAAGAAGAAAACGAAGAAGGGGACUACACCGUUUACGAAUGUCCAGGAUUGGCUUCUACUGGGGAAAUGGAAGUGAAGAAUCCAUUAUUCCAUGACGAUCCAACACCAGCAACACCAGCACAAACGAACAAAGAAGAGGACCACAUGUAGUUUCAGUAAAUUCUGAAUACAUUUCAUUUGAAUAUCUCUUUUUUUGGUGCUUAGCUCACUGUUAAUGUACCAUAUCGGAAACAUUUAUCUAUAUAUACACACAUAUAUAUAUAUAUAUAUAUAUACAUGUAUAUACAUAUAUAUUAAAUGUAUACAAUUUUAAUACCUAUGAAUAUGACGCAGGAAGUCAAGAUACAAAAGAUCAAAUCAAGGGUCUGAUAUUUAGGGCUACAUUUGCGUUUUGUGCAAGGGAUUUAUCACGUGAGACGAUGAACAUCUUGUAUCGUUUCGAACUAUUGUGUUUGUUUGAGAACACAUAUUUCUUACCUCCAUGAUGUACUAUAGUUUGUACUUUCAUAGCAAGUGCGGUUUAAACCAUAUGAUUGACAUUUAUUUUUCUACAUGCCGUUACACUUGCAAAGAUAAGAGUACAGAUUGGAGAUCAUAUAUUAUACUAUUAAUAUUCGAUAUCACAUUCUACUUGAUUUUAAUUCUUUAAAUUUAUACACUUGACGUUGGUUCAUCAAAUUUUAACGAUUGAUUUCCUGCUUUAAAUCGUAUCGGAGUCGCAUUGUUCAUUUAUAAAAGAUACUUCUUUCUUUAUUAUUAAUGCUACUGACUCUUGUAACAUUGUCAUAGAGAGAGCUUUAGCAGCGACAAUAUCUUGGGAUUGGUGGACUAAAAUGUUUUCUUACGCGUUACACCACAACAUGAUAUAUCUUCGUGCGUUACGAUGGCGGAAGCGCUACUAGGGCGCGUGAGAAUCGUGCGAAAGUGACAAUAUAACGAGAGUCUACUUUUACCGUAUUUAAAAAAAAAUACUUAAUUCUAUAUAAAUUUACAUAAUAGAGAAGCAAGCAGAAGAAAGUAAGCGAUUAAGAUACUUUAAGAAUUUGAAUUAAGGUGAAAUUUUAUUCUAUACAAAAUGUUAUUGCGUUUAACUUAUUUUAACACACGUUACGAAGCAAUGUGAAAUAAUUCCAGUUUUGCGUAUAUCUGCCGUUAUUUCUGACAUCAUUGCUGUGAUUUAUAUUAUUUCCGGAAGGAAGAGCAAGAGAGAAACUCUGUACAUAUAUGUAUACGUUACAAAGAAACUGUUCCUUUUACUAUUGGCUAUUACACAGGUGAUAUAUAACACGUAUACAUACAUAUAUAAUUUAUUCGCUUGAAACAAUAAUACGUAUGUAUUUUAUUUUUCUAUAACAGUCCUAACGCUGUUGAUCGAUAGAAACGAUUGUAAGAUAAACAGAGCCUAUCAUAGAAAUGAUUAUUUAUUUUGUCAAACUUGAAAGCACUUAUACGUAAUUUAGCGUCGACUGUCUAAUUCACUCCGAAUAAGAGUUACUAUUUACAUUGUAAAUCCUCGAAUAUAUGUGGAAUGCUAUAUAGACAUGCUAAUAAUAUAACAAAGACGAAAAACAGUAAUUUUCCUGAAGAAUUUCGUCAAUGUUUAAUAAUCGGUCAUAGAUCGAGAGUUAAAAAAAGAAAAAAAGAACACGUGAACAGCAUGAACUUAUCGUUAGCCUUUCAAUGCCUUUACAGCACCGCAUCGUCUACCACAAAAUAAAUUCGUUAAAAUUUUAUAGAGUGAGAACACUAUGAAGGGACAAUCUGUGUACAAAUAGACGAUUGUAUAGAAAAUUUGUAGCAUGAUCGUAUGUGUUGUGGGCUGUAGCAUAGCCGCAAUGGAAAUCAUUGCUAUAAAUGUCCGAGAUAUGUUUCGUAAAUAACACACACACAUAUAUAUAUACAUAUAUAAUAUAUGCAUAUGUAUUUACACCUAUAUGC
Molecule: messenger RNA, 3256 nt
Organism: Megachile rotundata (alfalfa leafcutting bee)
Lineage: Eukaryota; Metazoa; Arthropoda; Insecta; Hymenoptera; Megachilidae
Cellular component (GO): membrane
Source: RefSeq, a predicted model, not a curated record